Molecule: messenger RNA, 12187 nt
Organism: Anthonomus grandis grandis
Lineage: Eukaryota; Metazoa; Arthropoda; Insecta; Coleoptera; Curculionidae
Product: autism susceptibility gene 2 protein-like
Exons: 19
Coding region: 272-4120 (1282 amino acids)
Source: RefSeq, a predicted model, not a curated record
GACAUUUUACAGUAUUGACUGUGUCCGUGCCGUUGUUGUAAAUAUUGUUUAUUUUCGGGUUUUCCGCGUUUUUUUCAUACGUUUUGGUGUAUGUUGGGUGUUCCGCGUGUUGUGACCGUAUCGGUGCAAUGUUCCCAGUGCCAACGGGCCAAUGGAGACAGCAGUAAUCCCGGUUAAAGUUCCGCCAUAGUCACAAAACUGAGCGAGAAAGCCUCCUUUGACAUGGCAACCAUGGUUCGCCGCCGCAGCAGAGCCUUUUUAGAAUAAAACCAUGGAAAUAGAGGUAAAACAAAGAAACAGGAGGCGAAAACGCGCUCAGCGUAUGCAGCAACAAUUAAAAGAAACACAUGUUAAUAAGGCUAAUGCCGACGAGAGCGAGACGGAAGAUGUCAUCCACAAGAAACCUCCGCGACCCCCCAACCGACGAAAAAAACAAAAGGACCUCCUCAAGGAACCUCUCUGCGAGGAGGAUAUUAUUGAAGGAUUCUCCAUUCUCCAAUUCAGAUCCUACGAGGAUUUAGAGUUGGUGGUAAAAAUCGCUGCGAAAGAGGGUAUCAAACGCCUUACCGAAGUCGAGAGGCCAAAGCUUGAACCUAAGGCGCAUAUUACCAAUCACAUUUUGGUACAUAAUAAUCAUAAUGGUUUAACGUUAAACCACGACCCGGCGACUAGUGACGAUAGCGGUCGGGCUUCGGAACGGUUAACCGGUUCGUCGGUCGUUUCCGUCGCGCCUCGUGAACGCGAUGCUGACAGCUCGAGGGAUCGGUUAAGUGACGCUAGUAGUAGAUGCAGUUCAGGCAAAGGAUAUAUCUGUGAUAGUGAAGGAGAAGAUGACAAGGGCUCCGAUGCAAGUUCGGUGAUCUUCCCUUCUGCGCCGUCGGGACGCAAACACGAAUUUCCCGGUGCGCUGCCGCCGAGCCUGCCCAGUUUGCCUCAUGGACCAGGAAGUAGUCCGGUACCGGCGCCGACGCCGCUCAACCUGCCGGCACCGUCGCCCGCGCCUGCGCAACAGCCACCGCAUCAUCCGCCGCAGGCGAUACCGUCGGCUACGGUAGCGCCCGCGGUGGGCGAGGGCGCAGGUCUGGGCGGUGCCGCUCAGCCGAUGGGCAGCGCCGUGCAACCGCAGGCGGCUACGGUGAAACCGGAAAUUGCGCCGGCGAUGCCCAGUGCUAAGGUGCCGCAGGUCCCUGUGAGUGGUCAAGAUAUCAAGCCACCUACAACAAUCUCGCAGACUUGUGCGCCACCGGCAGCGGUCGCUCCCCAGCAACCUCCGCUUUCAUCGAUGCCUCCAGCGACAGCUCCAGUUCCUCCACCGGCAGCUGCCCCGGCAACCCACCAUCAUCCAUCGGCGGCCCUCGACCCUGCCGCUCAUGCUGUUGGUCGAACGGACAGCCCGGCCGUUGCCACGUCAGCAAACGCUGCUGUGGCACCUACUCCCGGGCAGUACCAUCAUUCUUAUCAGCCUCUCUACACUCCAUAUGCUUACACCUCUAAUCCUCCCUAUCCUAGCUCCGUCCCUUAUCCUACACCACCACCUUCGUCAACGACUGUAGCACCGUCGAUUCCUCCGCAGCAAACACCUCCAAUAAAUACGCAAUCUCCUGCUGUUACGGCGGUUCCUCUUACCGUGGUAAGUCAGCACCAGCCGACCGUGGUACCGCCUGUAUCGAUGGUUAGUGCUGCGACGACUCAUCAUCAGAGUAUGGACCAUUCGCCUAUAGUGGCUAAACGGCCGCACUCGCCACCCAAAGUACCGAUGAGUCCCAGAGGAGUGGAUGCGGUUGUUAGGGAACGGGAGAGCUAUAGUAGCGUGACGUCGUUAAGCCGUAGCAGUGUUCGAACGACGACGCCUGUCCAAAGUCAUCCGUUGGCUCCUUCCACCGCAGUGUCUUCUAGUCUAACAGCGCCCGUGCCCGCGGUCGCUCAACCGUCACCAUUGGCUAAGCCAUGGGCGACUCCUGCGUCGGUCGCCGCGCCGACUCCCACCGCUCCCGUUGCUUCGAGGUUAAGUCCGGCACCUCCUCGACCAACUGCAGCUCAGCCCUUACACGGGACAGCUUAUCCUCCAACGGGAGCACCGCCACUGUUUGCGCCCCCAACCCUGGCAGCGCCCGUGGUGUCCACCGCGAGUCCGCUGGCUCCGACCGCCCCCACUGCUACCAAUCCCAAUCCAUUUUCGGCAGAGAGUCUUUUUCAAACAAAGAAACAUUCGUUUCCAGAUCAGGCGGAUAUGCUACGAAGGGAGCUGGACAAUCGGUUCCUCGCUUCGCAGGAUCGCGCUCUCGGAGUGGCUCCUCCUCCAUACCUGCGCACUGAAAUGCAUCAACAUCAGCACCAUCAUACGCACGUGCACCAGCACACGACGUCACUGUUGCCACCACCUUCUGCUUCUGCGUUGUUUUCAAGUCAGAUGCCGCUAUCUCCAAUGGACAGGCUAACUAGACGAACGCAGAGCAGUUUUAAGGAUAUUCCAAAGAUCGGCAGCGUGGACUCUCCGUUCUAUAGACAAGGCUUAGGCGUGCCGGGAUAUCCUGGAUAUUCUCCGGGUUUGAUUGGACAUCCGGGAUUGGCCACAGGGCCUGGAGGACCUUUUGUUCCACCUACACAUGGAAUGCCUUUUCAGCCAAAAUCGCUGUCCGCCUCAGACCCCACUAAGCCCAAAAUCGUGAAAUCGGGCAAAUGGAACGCUAUGCACGUGCGGGUGGCAUGGGAGAUCUAUCAUCAUCAGCAAAAGUCGGGAGACGCGAAAGGAACAUUAUCAGCGAUAUCGGCGAAACCGGGUGUACCGAGUACGGCGGACAUUCUGAGGGCGCCAUCCCACCUUUUCUCGCCGGGUAUGCAUUCGAGACCGCCAGAAUUGGGGCCUUAUCCACCGUCUUUGGCUCACAGAUCGGUUGGUUACGACCAACCCCCUCACCAUCCUGGUAGUUUGUUUGCAACAUCUGCUGGUCAUUUAGGUAAAUCGCCAUUUUCCGCUACCUCCUCAAUGUCACCAUUUACAAGGUAUGCGGGCGGACCUCUGGGAGGAUCCACAACAUCGCCGUUCUCUAUGUCACCUUUCGCGCCAUCUCGAGAUGCUGGCCAUCUUGGACUUAGCCCCUUGCACCACGACCCUUGGAGGAUGCAACGGACUUUACCUGGAUUUCCUCCAUCGGUUAAUCCCCUGCCUCCCUCUCUACCCGGGCUCCCACCAGGACCGGCCCCUUGGACCUUAAAACCCGAUCCGGUACUGGAACAGAGGGAAAGAGAAGCCAGAGAAAGAGAAGAGCGGGAACGGGAAAGGUUAAGAAGAGAAAGAGAGGAACGGGAGAGAAGAGAACGGGAAGAGAAACAACGACGACUUGAGCAGCAACAGCAGCAGGAACGCGAACGAGAACGCCGGGAAAAAGAACGAAGAGAAAUGGAGCGGCGAGAAAACGAGAGGAGAGAACGGGAACGAGAAAUGUUGCUACAUCAACAACGAUUAGCGGCCGAGUCAGCAGCGAAGCAAACAAUGUCGGCGCCGGUUAUUCGUGAGAGAUCGCCUCUGCGAAAUGGACAACCGGAAAUGGCUGAUAUUAGAGUUAAGGAAGAGCCCAGACCUGUUGUUAAGGAGGAAGAUUUAUUAGCAAGGACGGACCAUAGGUAUCAUCCUUAUCUACGACAUCCGAGCUCCUUACAACCGCCACCGCCGUCCGCGUUGGACCGAUCUCGAAUGUUAACGCAUCCGCUACCGCCCCAUUAUGCGCCGCCCGCUUCACAUUGGCCCCCUACCACCAUGGCAUCGGAUCCGUUCUACAGAUACGGAUACAAUCCGUUAAUGGAAACGAUGAGGCCGUUAGAUGAUAGAGCAGCGGCGGCAGCUAGUUAUUAUGGUGCUUAUAAUGCCGCGGCUGCGCACCACGCCCAGUUAAGAUACGCAAUCGAUAACAGUAUGCGCGGCCACAGCAGUCCACACGUGCAGUUUAACGGUGUCAAAAGAGAGUCCGUAGAUCAGAAAUUAAGCGACCAUUUCUCGUCGUCCAGACCCAAGGACCCGUCGAUGCUACACAUGAGAGGGGGCCCGGGUCCUCCGCCUCCCGUACAUAAAAUGAGCGGCACUCCCCCCAGCGAAUUGCACAAAAAGGAGGAGUCCCGAUAGCAAUCGGACCACACCAGCGCCGCGCAGCUGAGUAACUUGUAAUUAAUAUCCAGUGUAUAAAAAUGGUCUUUCAUUAGAUUUUGCUGCUGAUUGUGCUGUAAUUAUGAUAUUGUAGCGGCAGUAUUAUGAGAGUGCGAAUUUAUUUUCCGAGCGGUGCCAUUGUACGAUGAUAUAAAAGAAUGCGGAGCAUUUUCCAACAAUACAAGUGAAUGUUUUAAAAUGGUUUUUGGUUAAGAGAUGUAUGUUAGUUGCAAAUCCCAGUGUUCAUAGAAGAUUAACCUUUAGAUAGAUCUAGGAAGAUAUUAAAUUAAUUGUAGGUUAAUUAUGCCCAGUGUUCAGAAGUCUUACUUAACCAAACGUAACCUGGAUAUUUCUUGAUUUUAUCUAUGAAUAAAUUUAAUAAUGAUGAUGGCAACAUGGUGAUAAAGAAUUCAUUAAAAAAGUUUUUUGGGUUAUACAUUUUUAUAUGACCAGAAAUAGUAGUAUGUUUUUUAUUCAAUGGUUUAAUAUAAGUAACAAGAGUUAAAAGGUAUAUUUAUUUCAAAUAUAUUCCUGUAAGGUUUCUUUCACCUUAAGCGGAUUUGAUAGCUCAUUUUAUGUAUAUUACAAAAAAUAUAAAAGAAAUAAAUAUAUGAGUUUCGCGUCUAUUUUCGAAAUAACUAUAAGAUAUUUUCUAGUAAUUCCCAGAAAAAUUAUUUGUGAUGCCAGAGGUCCAGUUUUUAUUCAAACAAUAAUUCCUUGAAUUAAAAAAGAAAUGAAUUGAUUUUUAAGGAAUAAUAUUUUAGUAAAUAACAUUUUUUCUUGUUUUACAUAAUAUGUAUAUUUUCUGCAUUGGAGAAUAAGAAAAUUCGGUUCAUGGAAAAAAACGCAUAAAAAUAAUUUAAAUUUUUAAAUAAAUUGACAACAUUUUGCAACUCAAUUUUACUAAUGUAAAUUAUUGUAUUGCAAUUUUAGUGCCGUUCUAUAUUCUAAUCUGCGAAAAAAAUCCUUUUAUUUAGUUAGAAUUUCAUAAUUAUCAUUGACAUGACUAGUAUACUAAUUCAAAUUUGAUUAUGACUCCGUGGAAGUUUAAUGCACUGGAAACUCGAUUAAUUGCGACUAAUUGUUUCCUAAAUGUAUCCGGAUAAUCGAAAUCUCGGUUAAUUGAUUUAGAAUUUAAAUUGAUUAGAUUAAUAGAAGAUGAUUUUGUACAUUGUAUUAGGCAUAUAUCACAGGUUCAUUAUGAAACAAAAGAUGUAUUUUCGUACACACAUUUCUUAAAAUUACUAGAAUAUUAUAAUCCUUAACAUAUUUUUUUUAAAACAACAAAAAUCUCUUAAAGUUGUCUCUGUAGUUUAAUUAGUUAUUUGUCACAAGCAGUUUUUUUUAUUCGUUGUUCCUACUUUACGCAUUCGUUAUUAUUUUAGGCAUCUCACAGUAUCCCACUCUGUUUGCUUUUCCAGCCAUCUGAAAGCUAUUUCCAGGGCUAGUUUUCGCAUGAGACGGUCUUGCAUAAUUUUUUACAUGCGUUUUCUUCAGGUUUAUCUUCGCGCAUUUCUUUCUGUUCAUUUGCCUACCUUGAUUCAUUUGCCUAAUUUAAAAACCUUGUGAUCAUUACUACUGCUCCUUUACAUCUUCAGUACCUCUUUUCCUGGCAAGUUUUUCCCUAGGGAACAAAUUGUUCUUUAAAGUUUUAUAUCAAAUCCCACGCAUCUACAACAAUAUAACAACAUUCCUUUUUAAACUUGCUUGAAAAAUUACUUCACGUAACCCAAUCAAUAAUAGAUCGAAAAAAUGGUUUUCGAUGAAGUCAAUUUAAUGUUCCAAUAACACACUGAUUCUUGGAUUUACCAAUAGGUAGCAAAGUCAUUUUAAUUGUAUUGGUAGCGCAAACUAAUCUUGUGACUCGCUCGUUGCUUUACUACCUCGAGUUCCAAUUAAUUCUAUUUCAUAAAUGUCGUAGUCAAUUCAUAGUCAUUUUGGCUGAAUUGGUAUUAAAUAGUUACGCGAUUUCCCCCAUUCGUAAUCAACAUUACGAGAUUUUCACCUGUAGAACUAUCCAUCACUUGAUACAUACAGUUUAUCACCUUUUAAAGUUUUUUUCGAUUAUUAUAGUCUUAUAAAUUUAAUUUUUAAGUUGGGUUAAGUUUUUGUUAAGAUUACAUGUUAUAUUUAAUAUCUGAUAGCAUACAGACUUAUUAUCCAUACAUACACAUGACAUUUUAUUCAAAGUACCUGGUUAUACUGCACUUUCCAUAACUUACCACACUAUUCACUCUUGACAAAAUAUAAUAACCCAAAAAAAAAGUUGAAACUAAUAUUAAUCUGGUGGUACAGGAGGUAUAAAAUAAAAUUGAAAGAAUAAUUUUUUAAAGAUUGAAGUAAAAAAGCUGAUAUUUCUAGUCAUAUCAUAUGAGUGUAUAACCUGGAAAAGACACUUGACCAUAUUGAAUUUUAUUACUUUAGCGGAAAACCCACUUUUAAAUCACCAAUUUCCAACAUCCUUUCGUAGAUAAGAUCAUGAAAACACUCGACUUAAAAAUGACUCCACUUUUAGCAAACAAAAAAAAAUGUUCUAUACCCAUAAACCGGGUCGCGCAUUUUCCAUGUAUUCACAAAGUGUUGUUAAACAACCGCAAAUGGCAAAAAAAUAAAGUAAAUUCGCGAUGUAUGAUCUCAAAAUGUAAAAUCUUAAUCAAAAGGAACGUUUCUUUUUUGUAUAGCGAGUUCCUCAAAAUAUUUUUACAUUUUAUUGUGAACGUAGUCGUAAUUGAUAUUCGGCAAUACGUGUUGUAGCGAUGCAUAUAGUAUUUCUUGGGCGGUCCUACCAGUGGGAAAACGGGCAUUUUAUGUCGUGUUUCAAAUAUUUAUCCAAUCAUUUCACAUUUAAGAAUGUAUGAAAUGAUUGGAAAUUCUAAAUUGUUAAAAAUAUGAGAGUACAAAUUUUUAGGCUAUUCAAAGUUUUAUUAAAGUAGACUUUGUAGGUCGUGUGUUUCGUCGAAUUACAUGUUUUAGAAGAAAAACCGUUUUCCCAGGUACGGAACUACAAAACUGACAUGGAAACUCAUUUUUUUAAGGCCUCGAAGCGAUUCAAAGUGAUAUAAGACAAAUCCGAUUACGAGCGCCUUAGAAAAAUAAUGGUUUCUCUUAAAACAAAAAAACCACAACUCUUUUAUUUAAGCAACAAAAUGAUACUAGGAUCUUUGUGUUCAUUACUGAUUAAAUAUGUGCAGCACCCUUAGGGUGAUUGUAUGUAGGGUUGGGGAGUCUUUUUCUAGAAAUCCCUUGUACAUAGUAGAACUUGGCGUUUUGUUUUUAUUUCAAUAAAUAAUAAAAAGCGCAUCUAGUAUCAUUUGUUAACUAGGUUGUUUUUGGAAAGUUUGAUAUUAAUGAAGCUUAGAACCUUUUUUCUCACAAGACAGUCAAUAUAUUUAAAUAAGUUUAAAUUUGAGAAUAUCAAUUAAUAGAGUUAUAUUCAGUGGUUGCCCAUAAAAAAAAAGAUUAGCCGUUUUCUUUUCAAAUUUAUUCACCAUAUUAAAUAUUGUAAUAGAAUUUCUUGCAAGGCGUUGUGUGAGUUUUUCAAAGGUGUUCAAUCGGAUUUAAAUCCAGGGAAUUUGAAGGCCACUCGUAACACUAACACACUUGAACCACUCUUUACUACAUAAUCCAUAUGCUCUGUAUUAUUCUCUCGGUGAUGGACUCUAAAGUCUAAAGCCUUUAAAGUUUCUAAGUAGAUUUGUUUGGUCAUGUCUUUUUGUAUCAACAUCAUCAAAUGAAUCGCACCCAAGUGAAUUAAAUUCUGCAUUAACACGUUCUUUUACAUAACAUUUUCUACGGAAAUCGAAUAAACUAUAGCAAUUUCUAAAAAUAAGUUUUGUUUACUUAAAGGCAGACCUUUUCUAGCAACUGUAAUCUGUUGUAGCCGUCUUAUUAUGGCUCUUCUUAGACCAAGAUUAUUUUUUAACUGUGGAAGUAGCAAAUAAGUCUAUUAGAACCUGGCAUUCACUAUGUUUAUCUAAUUUUCUAUUAGACCGACCCUUCAAUAAAUACUAUAGAAAUUGUUUUGGGUUUUUCACUAUAAUGCUAAAUGUUUUUCUUCACUAGUACAAUGUCUAGCACGACAGGUUUGCUGUAAUCCAGAGGCAAACCUUAUUAUUAUUAUUUUUUUGACCACUGACCAAUAAGUAUUACAACUUAAGGAUAUUUAUUAGUGACCAUAAAAGAUGCUUGUUAUAUUGCAAACUAGUAAAUAUUUAUAAAUCAGUUAAUACAAGUCUAAUACUUUAUUUACUAUGGUUAAUCAAUCAUAAUGAAAAACCUCGUUAUAAAUUAGUGUUGAUUUUUAUUUUAUUUGCCGCUACUUUAUAUGCAAUGGUGUCUAAAUUAUGUUGUUUUUCGAGGAUUUCUAUUCAAUAAAGUAGAAAACUUUUAAAAACUAGUACAUUUGCACCACUGCAUUGGUUUUACGCAAAUGCUAUAAGUUAUUGAAAAAAAUUGUAUAAAAUAAAAGCCAAAAAAAUAAGUAUUUAAAUAUUUAAGUUUCAAAUUCAACGACUUCUUUUAACUCUUCAUUUCAAUAAAUACAAUUAACUGCAGCCUAAUAAGCAAUAAAAAAUAAUGAGGUUGUAAUUUAAAAUCAAGAUUAAACUAGUUUAAUAACCUUUUUUUUAGCAAUUUGUUUAGAUGAUUAAUAUUGGGCGAAGAUUUUUAACUUUGCAAUAUCAACUAUUUUGAAAUACGUAGAUGUCUCUUGUAUGUGCUAAGUAGAAAAUAUUUUUUUUCUUUUUGACAUAUCAAAACCUCGUCUUAUUAUUUUCACGGAUUCUUCAAUUCACUAAUAUAAAUUUAAUAAUUGGUUUAUUUAUUUUUUUUUGUUAAGUAAAGUUUUUCCACAGAUUUUUAAUUAAACAGAACGGUAAAUUGAAUCUCAAUAAUAAAGAACAAUGUUGAAUUAAGAAAGGUUUCUAAGCUUCCAUUAAAAAGAACUUAAUUAUCCUGUUAUUUAAAAUCAUUAGUAGAAAACUGCCUAAACAAUUAUUAUUGUCAAAAAAAAUGAGAUGUAAAUAAUGUAUUUACAAGAAGCUUUUUGUGAAAAAUAAACCCUUUAAACUAACGUGUACCAUAAUGAUGUCACUUAAUAAUUUUAAUUUAUUUGUAUAUAUUUUUAUAGGUAAUUUAUUAUUUAUUAAGACUGAUGACCCAUCAUCUUAUUAUUUCUUUGUUGUAGGUAACUUUUUUAUGUUAUUUUAAUUUGUAAAUUAUGUAAGCUUCCCUUAAAUAGUGUCUUUUUAAUAAAUAAUUUUGCAGUAAGCAAUGUUUUUGAUCAUUGUUAAAGCUAAAACUUUUUAUACCCUUGUUUAACUUAUUUUAUUAUUUAUACAGGAAGUAAUAAUGGAUAAAAUAUUAAGCAACAUCUAUUGUUCAACAUCGUUCAAUAUUCCAUCCUGUAUAAUAAAAUUGUAGUAUACAGAGUACCCAAAAGGCAUGCACAAUACUAAAAUCAAAAUUUGAUAAAUAUUUUUUCUAAUUAAUCCAAGAAUUUGUGACUUGUACAUGCCUUCUACAAACUCAUUGUAUUUUCUUAUUAUCAGAGCUGCCUUAUUGAAUUUUAUUGCGCUUUGUAUAUUAGCGCCCACCGGAAGGAUUAUGAACAUUUUAGUUGUAGAAUUAGAACGGACCAAAAUAGAAAUUAAUAUAAAUAUAAAUUUACAGUAAAGUGGAUCAAAUCUGAGGGUAAGCGUGAGCAUCUAAACAUAUUAUCGAAAGAAACGCAUUUUCUAAAAUAUUUAUUUAAUGUACCCCUUCGGUGUUGGUUAUACAUUUUUCAGCAGGGUACUGAGGUGAAAUCAAAAUAAUACCAGCUUGCUUUUUAUCAAAAUAAGUGGACCAAAUUUACUUUGUUUUGUUUUAGAGUUGAUUCUUUCGGUGGCGCGCAUUUUGAAUACUCAUAAGGUCAGUCCGAUACUUUUGUUUGUUUCCAAGCCUAUCCAGAGUACAAAAUUUCGUAGAGCUGCAAUUUGUUUAAAACCGAUGGUAGAAAAUAUUAAAAUUAUGUCAAUUAUCAAUUGAGAUGGGAUUGAUUAUCAAUCAUAGUUAGUUGAUCAUAUUAAUUUAUGAUUAACUAUCAUACGUUACUGGUUAUUAAUGAGUGUAUUAGUAUUUUUAUUUUCCGAAGGGUCUAAAGAAUUCUAAGAUAUAUUCGAUUUCUAGCAAAAUAUGGAAAAAAAAUAUUUAAAAAAAAAUCUUCUCAAACCAAUCAUCUAACUGCCAUUAUGUUGUUUAUAAAAAAUGUUUUAUUUGCCAAAAUUGCAUCGUCUAUUUGACCGCAAGUGAAUAUAAUGAAUAAAUUACAUUAUCGGUUGAGAAGGUUCUGCGAGAAAGAAAUUUCACUUGAAAGUGACAAUGGAACUACCUUUUGACAAAAAUAUUACUGCUUAAGAUUUUAGGUACAUUGAUCUACUUUCUUCUAGAUCAUACUCAAAAGACUAUCCAAAUAGCGGUUUUCUUUCAAGUGAAUAAAGUUUUUAAUUCAGUUGAACUCAUAAAGAAUAUUAUUAAUUUAACAGGGAUUUCUCAUUUGAAAACUGAUGAACUAGUGUAUGUUCUUCAUUUCACUAGUACACAAUUUACAAAGAGGAGUUCAACUCCUCGUUUAAUUAAUCAAGUUUUAAUUAGUUUUUGUAUAUGAAAUUAAAAAAAGUGAUAAAAUUAACACAAAUUUAGUCACAUUUUUUUAAAUAAAAUCAUAUAUAGAUUUCCUGGCAUUUCUAAAACCGAUCUUUAAUUUGCCACUCAAGCUCCAUAAAUACAGUUUAUCAAAAGUGGCGCAGGGUCGCAUCAACAUAUUUACCGAGAUUAAAAGAAAAUCACGAAUUCAGAUCUGAACAUCGAGGGGACCAAAUUAUCUUCAAGAAAUAGUUUUUCUAGAAAAGUGCAAUUCGUGAUUGCGUCUACCUAUAGUCAAGUUUAAUAGUUGCAGCCGUCAAUUUUUUUAAAAACAGAAGGAAAAUGACUCUCGGUAAUAAUUGCACUAUUGAUUACUCCUCCGUUAUACCUCGAGACCUUUGAACAAACUUUUAGAGUUUUUUAUUGAGUAACAUUAAAUUGUAAUUAUAAUACAAAUGAAUUUUAAGUGACCUUCGUUAAAAAAUAAAAGAUUAAUAACCUACGCUGGUUUGAACUCUUGUGCAACUAUUAAUUUUAAGUAUACUUUCACUCCAUUAGAACCAGUUCAAUAAAUGAUUUACAACUAACUACUUAUCUAACUGUAUGUAUAGUUGCUUUCCUAUCUGCUUACUUAAUUCAGAGCAUUAACCCAACAAAACUUACACAUUUUUUUUAAUAGUCAUAAUUAAAUUGUGAAAAAUACAAUAUAAGGUAGCUCUACAAAAUUUUGGACACUCUUAUAUUUUAUUGCUUAUUCUCCAAGGCCUCUCUUGACAUUCAUAUUUUUAUAAACAAUAACUUAUUUUAAAAUAAUGGUGCCAUUAGCAAAUGACUUUAUUUAAUAGGUAAAUUAGUUCAAUUUUGCCAAAUAAUAUCGAAAUAAUUUGCUUGGGUAGAAAUGGAGCAUACUGGAAGAAAAUAAGCAUUUAUCAUUAUUCCACCGGUAGAUUCUUCUUUUUUAUUAUUUCUAGUUUCCAGUUUUUACUUUAUUCUAUUCAUAGUCUUGACUUCAAAUUGUUCUGUAUAAGAAUUUAACUGGACUAGCUUCAAUAUAUAUGCUGCAUUACUACCCCGAUAAACGUAAUAGAAUAUUCUGUCCUGGCCUUGGUCUUCAUGAAUUUAAUAGUCAACCACCCAUGACACCAUUCACUUUUUUCUCCAAUAUUUACAUUUGUAGUAUAGCAUUUUUAAUAUGGUGGUGUCACGGGUGCAAUAUACACUUGUAAUUGUAAAAUGAGAAAAAAAAACGCGUGUAAAUACUCCCGCCUUUUUAAAAAUAAUAUAGAUAAAAGAAUAUUCUGUGCUCCCUAAGUGUUUGUUAGAAGAUUACAAUUUUUUAUGUGUACGAUUCUUAUAUGAAUCGACGUGAUGUAUUAUAUUGAAUAAAUAUUGUUUCUAUAAUAGUAGAAACAUUUAGUCAUA